AACGAAAUUGGCCAGCAGUGACAUGACUACCUACCCACCUUGUGUGUGAUGUGGCCCAUCGUGCGCGGGGCACUGUCUUUUGGGCAGGCGGUCGUUGAUUCCAACGUACCCCUCUGCCCCACUCUGGCCGUUGCGCUGACUCCCCUUCCAUCACCUGCUGUCCCAGGCCUGCUGCUAUGCUAGUCUCUCUUACCUCAUCGGGGCCUCAUCUCAGGCAGGGGAGGGGGUACGAGGUGUGGUACUUUGACUUGGCCAGAGCUUCCACCAGCGCCUAGUUCCUCUCCAGCCACCUUCAACUCACUACACUCCAAUCGAUCGCCAACCUAAUCCCGUCUCAUUGCGUGCGGCUCUUUUGAGUUUGAGACUUUCCAUCUGGGAUGCCAGGCCGGGUUGCUUCUGUAAGUCUUGGCAGUCCAAAAGGCUCCCUCAGCCGAGGCCUCCUUGCUGCACGAUGAGAACCCUCGAUGAAGCCCAGACGCGGUGGGCCGAGACAUCAAAGAAUGCCAGGAGUUUCUCCGAGUUACAGAAUGCAGUCAGAUACAACGGGCCUUCGAGCCCAUGCCUCACAGGCUGCAGGUCGGUGUGUUGGAAGGCCUUCCUGCUCCUGCAAGACGUCGACCCCGCAGACUGGCUUCAUGGGAUCUCCGAGCUGCGCAGCUACUACUCUCAACGCCGGGAUCAUUUCUUAAAGUUCAUCGAGCACCCGGAGGAGCUGGCCAAGGUAGCCAUUGACCCGCUGACCGACGACCCAAAGUCGCCGUGGAACACUGUCCGUCAAGACGAGAUCAUCAGGGCGGAAAUCGCGCAGGAUGUUCGUCGCCUGCCGGAUGAACCUUUCUACCACCAAGACCGGACGCAGACAUUGAUCAUUGACGCGCUGUUUGUCUACUGCAAGUUGCACCCUAAUAGCGGCGGAUAUCGCCAGGGUAUGCACGAGCUUCUGGCGCCGAUAGCAUACGUGGUCAAUCAAGAUGCGCUUGAUCGUGAAGCCAUCGCGUCCAGCGGACAGCCGGUUGAUGAAGCGAUGGUUGGUAUGCUGGACUCGUCCUUCAUCGAGCACGACACAUUUGCGUUGUUUUCCAAGAUCAUGGAGAAGGCCAAAUCGUUUUAUGAAGUCAAGGACUCCGUUUCAAAGGCGGCCUUGGCAUCCGUGUCCAAGGAUCGCGUGGAAACAUCGGCCAUUGUUGAGAAGAGCAAGUUCAUCCACGAGGUGUGCUUGGCCAAGGUUGACCCAGAGUUGGCCAACCACCUGAAAGAUAUUGAGAUCCUGCCGCAGAUUUUCUUGAUCCGAUGGAUCCGCCUUCUUUUCGGCCGCGAGUUUCCGUUCGACGAGCUCCUUGUCUUUUGGGAUACCCUCUUUGCCGUCGACCCGUCCCUAAGCUUGAUAGACCUUAUUUGUGUUGCUAUGCUUCUUAGGAUUCGUUGGAGUUUGCUCGAGGCAGACUACUCUGUUUGCUUGCAAUUACUACUCAAAUAUCCCGCACCAGAUGCCCCUCAUGGACCUCACACGUUUGUAGACGAUGCCAUGUACCUGAGAACGCAUCUUAGUGUCUCCGGGGGUGUCUCGCUCCUGUUGAAAUAUACGGGGAAGAUGCCAAGCACAACACAGUCUGCAGCUAGUUCACGGCCCACGACGCCAAUAAGCCAGGCAUUUUCUUCUUUCAGGAACCGAACCAGAGGCAAUCAAUCGCCGAUUCCCUCGGCAAGCAGGUUCAUCCAGCAGCAGGGUGGAGUGGAAGCUCUGUUCCAGGGCGCCGCAAAAAGCAUGCUUGAGCGAGGCGAGAAGCUCGGCAUCAACCAAGCCGUACGCGAUGCCAUGGGUGACAUCAGGAAGAACAUGCAGAGCUUGAACGAGGUACGCUAUACUCCUCGCACAGCAAGACAACUGCUGGGAGACGACUCGGCGACCCAGGCCAUUGCCGCGCUGGAGCAACGGAACAAGCUCCUGGCGAACAUGCUGGACGAGACGGUCGCAAGUCUUAGGUCUUUGGGCACAUCCAACCUCGACGAUAAGGUUAAGACCCUGGAGCUCGUCGAGGUAGCAGCCGCCAAGAUCCAGUUCGUCAAGGUUUACCUAGAAGACCCAACGAUCGAGGUCCCAGACUUGGAGGGCUUCACUAGUCCGCCACCUGAAGAAGCGAGAGGAGAAAAUUCGAUGGACGUCGACCCAAACGGCAAGGCCGCCCUGGAGGCCGCUGCUUCCGCCGAAAAUGUGGCAGGUGCCAUAUCCACGCUGUCCAUGGCAGACCAAGGGAAAGCCAUAUUGUCGCCAGCUUCGACAUCUCCUCUCCCCGAGCCGAUGGAUACCACACAAGAUGCACCUGCAGACAAACCUGCCGAGCAUCCUUCAGUGACAACAUCAAGCCCAAAGUUGGGGACCCCUCCGAGGAAGCCGAAGGAACGACCUCAGCCGCCGAUUCCAACGCGAUCAACCCUUGCCCAGUCGUCCUUCUCGUGGAUGCUUGAGCCGGAUCAGUCCGCGCAAUCCGCGUCGCCACCGCAGAUGCCAAAGUCGAGCUCCGGAGGCGCACACCGGAAGAAACCCUCAGGAAACAUCAGCAGAGAGCGGAACGCCUUUCUCUUUGGCGAGGUUGUCGCCGAUUCCGACGACGACACCAAGCCGAUCAAGUCUGAUGACAUCUUUGGGCUGCAGCCCAUGGAGAAGCACAAGUCUCCAUUUGCAUAACGAUUACGAGAACAUGUUUGGAGAUAUGAUGACAAUGAAUCGAGAACGUGAAUAAGCCGGCAGCAUGACAAAUGCGAGGCUUGCUAGCAAGGAAAGAUGUCGGACGUGUCCAUAGAUGGGAGAGCCGGCACUAUCAAGACAAUACAUACUUAACUUUCCGAGCGAUUCCCUUCGUCUCCCGCAGUGGUCUCCAUGCUUUAACGAUCGUUCUGGACUUUCCACCAGUUGUCAUCGACCAAGACUUGACCCGCCGCCGCCGCUACAUGUCAUGUGGGGACCGCCUCCUUCUCGGCCCUUCCGCGCUGGCCAAGCCUAGUAGAUGCAUGC
This is a messenger RNA of Colletotrichum navitas, 3013 nucleotides long. RefSeq names its product WD repeat domain-containing protein. NCBI's taxonomy places the organism in Eukaryota, Fungi, Ascomycota, Sordariomycetes, Glomerellales, Glomerellaceae. The coding region runs from base 452 to 2686 and encodes 744 amino acids. The transcript is spliced from 6 exons. Gene Ontology annotation, biological process: activation of GTPase activity. Gene Ontology annotation, molecular function: GTPase activator activity. The record is from RefSeq and is a predicted model, not a curated record.